Nematostella vectensis (starlet sea anemone) is the source of this 2317-nucleotide messenger RNA. RefSeq lists its product as uncharacterized. The transcript is spliced from 9 exons. Gene Ontology annotation, cellular component: voltage-gated potassium channel complex. Gene Ontology annotation, molecular function: delayed rectifier potassium channel activity. Gene Ontology annotation, biological process: potassium ion transmembrane transport. The record is from RefSeq and is a predicted model, not a curated record. Lineage: Eukaryota; Metazoa; Cnidaria; Anthozoa; Actiniaria; Edwardsiidae. The coding region runs from base 587 to 2026 and encodes 479 amino acids.
ACAAAACACGAAAAAGCGGGGUUUUCGUCGCGGAAACACCAACAAACGCCUAAACAAACGCCUUGUAGGCUACCUGACGCCCGGGCUAAAUCGUGAAUGACCUAAAGGUUAGUUCACACUACGACGCAAGCGCAAACGAUAGAACACACAAGUCAGAAUUGCUUAACACAAGCGCAAGACAAUCAAGCAGUUAUGUUCUCUCGCGCUUGCUCUUGCCUUCAAGUGAGAAUCGGAAAAUAACGUGCGUUGCGCAUGCGUCCUAGUGAAAACCAGCCUUUUCAGAUAUUUCGAACAAACCACGUGGCAAAAUCUAAUCACGCACAGUUCGGUCACGCAUGGAGCCCCAUGGUUACGCAGCCUCAUUGUCACACAGCCUCAUUGUCAUAAACGUCUAAUAAUUAUCAAUGCGAGUCAAAAGCCAAGGCUGUUGGUGUUGUGAUCGGCUAAAAAAAACCUGUUUCUCAAAAGUGCCAAGCAAACCGAGCGUAUUUUUAAACAGUCAGAAGUUUUGGAGCCGAAAACUCUCCCGUGCAAAAGGAGGUCGAAUACAAAUAAACUAAAUCUGAGAUUUGGUUCGCCUGUCACCAUGCGAGUGUCAGUCGUAUUUUUUGUGUUCUGUGGCCUUGUAGCUGGCGUACAGUCGGCCUGUUCCCGGUCAAACUCUACAUGUCGAGGCACUGUCAUGUGCCCGUCCUGUGUCAGCGUCGCUUGGUUUGAGCGAGUCCCGUAUGUGUAUCGCUCUGAGAACGACACUGCUGGAAUUCUACCCGACAUUCUGCGCAUGCUCCUUCACAAAUGUUGCGAACCCGAUCCUUCCCAGAAUGCCUUAUGCCUGGAAAUCUACCACAAGUCACCACGCAACGACUCGGACCGACUUCUACUCGAGACGAGCACGGCUGACAUCAUCUACCCCACUUUAGUGGACCUGAAGACUAGCGUUGCGCCGAACGCGGGCGCGGAGAUGAUAGGGCUUAUACCGCCCUCUAGUAUUGCCUUUGUUGUUCCCAAGGGAAAGCUUGUCAGCUUCCCCAUGAAGCUCCUGUCCGCCGUGUUUGAGGCGUGGCCAGUGCUUAUCUUCACACUGUUGCUGUCUAUAUGUUCAGGGACCUUACUGUGGUCAAUGGAACUCAAAACCAACCCGGAACAUUUCCCGCGAUCGUUUUUCAGAGGAUCCUGGGAAGGAUUCUGGUGGGCCUUCGUCUCCAUGACAACCGUAGGCUAUGGUGACCGGUGCCCCCAGACCGUACUUGGCCGUAUUUUUGCGGUGGCCUGGAUCCUACUUGGUGUGUGCAUCGUGUCGAUCUUCACGGCGACCUUAACUACGUCAUUAACCGCGAUCAGCCUGGACAAGAGGAGCAUCGCUGGUUCCAAGGUCGGCGUGUUAGAGCGGUCGAUAGAAUUCGCUGUUGCCAUGAAUGAACAAGCCGACAUACAAGUAUACAGAGACGUGAACGAGAUUCGCCAAGCUCUCGAUAAAAGGGAAAUAGAUGGGGUGCUUCUCGAUAAUUACCAGAUCAGCCAUUUCUCCGAAGUGUUUCCGGAUUCCUUAUUCAAGAAGAAUGCAGUCGUGAGGCAGGACGGGAUGGCUUACGGCGCCAUCAUCAACGACCCCGUGAUUCGCGCGUGCUUCAAUAGGAUUCUCGCGCGCGAUCGAUACCUGGUCGUCAAUUUCGUCAGCUCACAGCUGAGUAAAACAGUCAAGGCGAUUAACAAAGAGGCGGUAAAGAACUCCCAGAGCAUUUUUGAUCCGACGGGUGACCUGUUCCUGCCAUCGCUUUACACGUGUAUCGUAAUCGUGCUUGUCAUCUUCGUGAUUGGAGUCAUCGCAGAGAUCGUCUAUCUUAACCCUAGCGGGUGUUUGCGGCGCAGAGCAGCGAGCUACAAGUUUUCCAAAGACUCGAUAGAGAUGAAAGGAGUUUCGCCUUCGCAAGUAGACGAACUGGAACGACAGCUUAUCGGCGAUAUACAAGCCGUUUUCAAGAGCUACAGGGAUAAACUAGGAGGAGUCGAUAAGCUAGCGGCAUGAGUGCAGACUACCUGUGGUGAAGGAAUGAGGAAAGUUUGGUCAGACCAGCUUUAUCAGUACGGGCUACCUGUGGUAGGACGGACCGGAAAGACGACUUAUUGGGUUAUACUGUAUAGGGCUUGAUCAAGAGUUACAGCCAAGCAGCAUAUUCUAGAAGUUUCUAAUAGAAAGUGAAUGCUUGGAGGACGGGACAAACGGUGUUUCAGUACAGGGGUUCUCGAAAAAGACCACUAUGAAAUCAAUAAAAUACAAAUCAGCCGACGGGGAAACCUGUGGUGUGGACACGAAAAA